CAGAGCUCCUCAAAUUCUCCAAUCACAAACAUAAACAUGGGUUUGGGAAGCACCGUUUUAUACAUCCACUCAGGGAUUCUUCUGUUUCUCUAUGGGCCGUUUCUAGGAGCGAUGGGAGAUGAAAUGAAUGGCUAUGGGGAUGAACAACUAAGCAAGGCCAUCCUGGAGAUGCUACACAUUAACAAACUGACAGUACCUCACAGGACCAGGCCUCACCCCUACAUGAAACUAGUGUACCAGUUCCUUGACUCACCAGCUACCAGAGAUUUAACAAAUUUGGAAGGAACCCUGGUCCAAAGCUUCAGAAGUAUCCAAGAUCCAAAAUAUGGUACCCCAGGCUGGAUUUGGUUCAAUGUCUCUUGCCUGAAACCUUCAAUGAAAAUUGCAGAGUUGGUGCUGUUGCGUAAAACCCUCCACCCGGAGCCUCUGACAGUCAACGUGGCUGUGCACAGCAUCUUCGUGGUGGGCAACAGUACAGUAAGUGAGCCUCUGGAUGAAAAGGCAUUGACUCUAGAUGAGCUUCCCUCAUCUGGUUAUGACAUUUUCAAUGUCUCUGCGGUCCUUGGUCAAAGAGUCGCUGACAUGGUGGGCUUUCAAUUCCGCUACACUGAUGAAAGUGGGAGCUUGGUUUUGCAUGAGGCUUUGACCCAGAGCCUUUACUGCCUGAACACAAGUUCUCAGAAUGAACCCCUGCUGGUUGUCUACCAGUUUCACCAGCAUGACCCUAGUGGAACCCCAAGGACUCCUGAUGGGAGGCAGCAACAGCAUUGCAGAAUAACCAGAAGUAGAAGACAACUGCUCCAAGAGCCUGCUUAUCAAGAGACCUCUUCCUUAGAGUGCAGACUCCUUCAGCACUAUGUCAACUUCCAUUCUAUAAGGCUGGAUCGUUGGAUACUUGAACCACCUGGGUUCAAUGCAAGCUUCUGCAAAGGUUUUUGCUACCCCACAAAACCUGUAGCAAGCCAAGAUGCUGAACAAGGCAUCCGCAGGACAGCAGGCAGUGUAAACUGGACAGCCAACGUGCCUCUCUGUACCCCACAGGGACUAAAGCCAGUAAGUGUGAUGUAUGUCUCAGAAUCAGAAGAUAUCAUCAUCGAAAACCUGAAGGACAUGAGAGCAGAAAACUGUGUGUGCAUGCUACAGCCACUUCAGUGAUACCCGAGGACACUGUGUAGUGACUUAAAAAGAAGUGCCCUUUUCUGAACUUGAAAAAUAGAUCAAAUUGCAUUCACAAUUCAGCUGUUCUUAAAUUUAGAAAAAUUGUUCUUUGUUGUUCCCCAAAUUUUUCAAUUUCCUCUUAUGCACUUUCCCAGUUUACUAAACAUAAGCAAAAGUAUUAUGCAUUUGAUUUAACUUCAUGAAUUAGAAUCUUGCAUGCACCUGCCAUGUCAAUUUAAAUACUGCAUCAAUCUAUCUCAGUUUAUGACAUCUUCUGUCUACAGCUUUUGAAUUGUUUAUAUAACCACACAAACCCCAACUCAACAUUUAUACUCAUACUUUAUUAUCACUUUAUAGAAGCUUAAUAAUGUUGGUUAACAAAGCAUUAUGUUGUGGAGUAUAUUGCUAUAACAACAUUUGCAUUAUAAAUACUUUUACAUGACAUAUUAUAAGCUGUUUAUGAUAUCUGCAAUAGUUCUGAGUGCUGUUUCUUAAGUAUUGCUUUGUAUUCUUUUAUUUUCUGCUGCCCUUGGAAAGCUGUUUUGAAAAGCUAUGCUCCUUUGUUAAAUACAUGUUAUCUGGUAAAACAAAAACACUCCAAAACAAUCACAUUCUGUCAGUUAUUCAGUAUAUAAUCUUAGUACAAUAACAACUGGACAGUAAAUUAUAAGGUAUACAGAGAGUGUUACAACAAUACUGACUGAAUUGGCAUAAAAUGACAAUGCAAAAUUGGUGGGUGGUCAAACAAAAUAUAAACACGCAUAUAUUAUGUCUACAGUAUAUCUUCUUUACAGGGACAAUGCUGGUAAGGAGGUUGCCUUUUCAAAAAAAAAAAAAAUAUCAAUCACGUUUCUAAUUCAUAAGAAUAAAAAUCUAUAUUUGUGGUUGUGGCAGGGUGAGGAGACUCAGAAAGACUCAGAAAAUGCAGAAAAUAAAAUACUUUUAAUUCAAUAAUAAUCAACACACAAAACAAAAGGGCACA
This is a messenger RNA of Polyodon spathula (Mississippi paddlefish), 2140 nucleotides long. RefSeq names its product bone morphogenetic protein 2-like. The record is from RefSeq and is a predicted model, not a curated record. The transcript is spliced from 4 exons. The coding region runs from base 37 to 1155 and encodes 372 amino acids. Gene Ontology annotation, biological process: BMP signaling pathway; SMAD protein signal transduction. Gene Ontology annotation, cellular component: extracellular region. Gene Ontology annotation, molecular function: growth factor activity; cytokine activity. Lineage: Eukaryota; Metazoa; Chordata; Actinopteri; Acipenseriformes; Polyodontidae.